AGUACUUUAUAAUUUCUUCUAAAUGCUAGUUUUUUUUUGCUUUGACCAUACACAUGUUUUCCAUGGUAUUUCACUAAACAUACCUUUGCUUGUAUGCUUCCAACCAAACGUGUUAUUUCCUUCAAACAGAAUCAUGUUUUUGCUUGAAGCUAUUUGCUGGUAAUUUGGUUGAUGUUUUGGUGAACUUAUGUAUGCAACAGUUUUUCGUCUUGCUGAUGUAGAUAAUGACCGCUUGUUGUGUUCCCGGUGAACAUCUUUCAAAUUUGUGAACUUUUUUCAUUCUUAUUUUUUUAAUUUCAUGGACUUUUUCUAACGUGCGAUUUUUUUGAAUUCGUGAACUUCUUCAAAUUCAAUAUUUGAGAAGUCAACGGUGAGUGGUCAAAGCCGAAGGGUCGACCGAGCGAAACAACAACCAUCGAGCGAGCUGAGCUAUCGAGCAGUCAGUCGCUCGUGCUUGAUGGGCUAGCCCAACAGACGAGGCGGGUGAGCGCCGGCUGGCCAGGUGGCGCAUAAAGCGCUGUAUAGGACCUCUCGCAAAAACCAGUCUCACGCUCAGACGCUCCGAUGACGAACUGAAUCCCCACGUCCUCCGAACCCGAUCCCCACACGCCGCCGCCAACAGAAUCCUCGCGUGGCCGUGGCGAAUACCUCAUCGGAGGACCUCCUGCUUGGAUCGGUGGAAACCGAGGGGCUCCGCCUCGCCAAUCCCGGCGGGGGUUUACCUCGACAGCGUCUGCGCGGACCUGUCCGACUUGGGAUUGCCGUCAGACAUGGGCCCUGAUCUGCGGGAGGAGGAGAAGACGGAGUCCUGUGUCAAGAACGGCGUACUUGUUGUGCAGAAUCACAAGCGUGUGGAACUGAGCGUGACGACGUCUAUCUAGAGGACAUGUUCGCAGAUCAUUGUGCCGUCAGCCGCCACUAUGAAUCUGAAUAUGACAUCUUUGGUGCCCGCCCGCUCACGGGCGAUCCACUUCUGUGGGAUGACAUCCGCUCAGAGAACAGCGACGAUUAUGUUGUGCAGGAGGAUUAUGAAUGCGCUAAGCUUGCAGGCGUGGAGACAAAUUGCCCAGGGAGAAACAUCCCGUUGCAGCUAGCGAGGAAAAUCGACAAGGCAUGGAUAAGGAGCAUCGUGGAACAGAACGAGAAAUACGACGCGCGGUGCCGGGAGAUUCUGCGCCAGGACGAGGGUGCUGAUCUCCCUCCUGCUCCUUUAGAUGUGUUCCCUGAGGCAACAGGUUUAUGCGUCCAAAGGGGUCGCUGCCACCACAUUGAAUACAGGACCCAUGAUACUUCCACCACUGAUUCAGAUCUUGGAUACGCCGAACCAGAAAUGAUGCUACAGAUAUUCUUUUUGCGCUUAUCAAGCUUCUCUGUGUCCUAUUCCUGCCCCAUCAGUAUAUAUGGAGUGUUCGCUGUUCGGGAUGUGGUGGAGCCACUGCGGAACCAUGUCUUCAACCGUUCCAGAGAUGACCCUGUCACGGUUGACCAGGAUCCGUUUACCUUGCCACUCUGUAGCCCUUGUCGAGGAAUGUACAUACCAUAUGACCUAGUAUUGCUAGAAGUUGAUCUUUGGAUAAAAAAGGAAGGGGAUGGGUCAGCCGACCAAAAAUUACUUUCCGCAUACCUUGAGCUGGAUGUCCGCACAGAACAGGAUGGGUUCAUAUAUGGUUUUAUCCCUGGGGACAAUGUCAGCUUGGAAAUAGACUGUGCCUGCCUUGCGCUGAGUGUUGAGGCAGUGAUCGAGGUCUCUGCAGAGGUUAGCAGUCCUUGCCAUGUGAGAUUCGUCGCUUUCAGCAGUGGCUAUGACAAUGAGAUUGUUCUCUUCGAUGGAAAGCUCACCGGGAAGAAGGUUUUCCAGCAUGUUGUUGCUGCGAAGACAGAGAGAGAAUUGAAGGUUCAGUUAGAGGUGGAGGAAUCAGUUUUCCAGUGGACUUUUGAGGGUGGAAAUGACGGAGUUCUUAGCUCCCCUGAUGACUCUAUGUUGAAGUACGGCCAAUUUGAUGUGGAGGUGUGUUUUUAUCCAACGACGGCCUAAGUCAACCGUCGUGAUUGGUUGAAAACAAGUUCGAUGCUAGAAUGUUUGUGUUUUAGGAAUUGAAUUUAAGUAGCAGUUGGAUUUCCUUUUGUCCCUCGUGACAAAACGGGCCGAAGUUUGGGUUUUAGCUUUUGUUUUAUGGCCCAGAUAUGCUGAACUGUGGCAGAAGUUUGAGAUAUGCAUGACUCUGGAGUGGUCCAGAACUCCAGAUAGGUCUGACUCGUAUGUUAAACAGCUAGGAACCUGAAAAUGUUGUAUAUACUUUGUGUUUCUUGGAAUUAUUAAUUUAUUAUAAUAUUUCGAGUC
Molecule: messenger RNA, 2341 nt
Organism: Triticum dicoccoides
Lineage: Eukaryota; Viridiplantae; Streptophyta; Magnoliopsida; Poales; Poaceae
Exons: 5
Coding region: 887-2035 (382 amino acids)
Source: RefSeq, a predicted model, not a curated record